CGUACGUCACUUCCGCCAUCGACUCUCAGCGAGCAAGAUGGCGGAAGAUCCUGAGGCUGUGCUUCAGCUCCCUUCUUCAGCGGCCGCGGCUGGCGGCGAGAGCCUUUCGGAGCUCUCCCCCGAAAUAGCCACCCCGGAGCCCCCAUCUUCGGCCGCAGUCUCGCCGGGAACGGAGGAACCUCCUGGUGACACCAAGAAAAAAAUUGACAUCCUGCUAAAGGCUGUAGGAGAUACCCCUAUCAUGAAAACAAAGAAAUGGGCUGUAGAGCGAACCCGAACCAUCCAAGGACUCAUUGACUUCAUCAAAAAGUUCCUUAAACUUGUGGCCUCAGAACAGUUGUUUAUUUAUGUGAAUCAAUCUUUUGCCCCUUCCCCAGACCAAGAAGUUGGAACUCUAUAUGAGUGUUUCGGCAGUGAUGGUAAACUGGUCCUACAUUACUGCAAAUCGCAGGCGUGGGGAUGAGCCACAGAUGAACAACUUGAUAUCUUCACAGAAGAAAAGGCUCAGAGAAGUGUUGAUGCUGUGGGCAGAGACUUAGUGGCUAUCCAAUACUCAGCAUGAAUCUGCUAUGAGCUGUGCUUAUGUGUAAGAAAACAUCAUAGAGUAAAUGGACUAAAAAAUGAGAUUUUGCCACCAUAAAAUCAUGAAAGAUUAGUGUGCCUAUUACCCCCACACAUUCCUGUUUCAGAUCUGCCUCCAAGGUUAGGAAGGGGACUAGAACUCUAUCUGUUGUGGUUUUCAGGAUGACUGAAGUUCUGUACUUGUGGAGUUGGCACUGUGUUGUUUCCAUGGUAAAAACUAAUUCACUGAAGAGUUUGUAUUUUGAGGUAGUUUUUUUGUUUUGGUUUUUGGUUUUUGGGGUUUUUUUUGUAACUUAUUCAGGGAACCUCUGUUCAGAAUAUGGAAUGUUUACAUUUAUUUGUGUUGCCCUUUGAAACCAAGUGCACUGACUUGUCUCCAUGUCUUAAGUUAUCCAGUAGAGGGCAGCCCAGUUGGCAAAAAGGUUUAACAGUUUUGACAUCUUUGCCAGGUGAUUGGAGGCUGUUGAACCUAAGUUCUAGUUAAUGUAUAAUCAGGAGAGCAACUAUGUUGACAGACUGGAAGAGUUGGAGGAUGUGCAUAGUUUAAAAUUAAUCAUGCUGGGAAACAAUUUUGCGGAUUGUGAGCAAAUGAGUCCUCAACGCUUUUCAGUCUGUCAUUUAUGAUUCCGGAGCCUCAGCCUGGGCAUCGUGAUCCACACUUAUAAUUUCAGUGCUCAGGAAGCCUGGGAAGGAGAAGGAUCAGGAAUUCAAAACCAGACUGGACUGCAAAGAACUUAUCCCAAACAGAUUCUUCCCCACCCACCCACCCAUUGUGUUCCCACUGUCAGUUAUCAGUGUCAAAGGAAUUGACUUAGUAAACCAGCAGCAGCAGCAGCAGGCUUUCAUUCAUCCCAACCUCAUUUGUAAUCUGUGUGCUUUUAAAGUUUGUGUUUUUGCUAUGCUGGAGAUCAGUGCCUUGUGCCAUCGAGGCAAGAGCUCUGCGUAGCUGUGUCUCCAGCACUCCCUGAGUGUUUCAUAUUAUGUUUUCCAGAUUGAAAGCAUUCAAAGACAGUGUUUUAAAAUAGCAUCCAAUUGUUUGCGUAUUUCAUGCCAUCACGAAAAAGAGUAUGACUGUCAUUGGGAUCAUAGACUGGUCAUUACUUGAAGUGAAAUUUAACUUCUUUUCAUAUGUGCCGUAUUUGUUAUGUUUUGUUUGUUUGUUUGUUGUUUUGGCUCUGCCUAGACUGGAACUCACAGAGAUCUGUGUGCCUACCUCUGCUUCCUGAGUGCUGAGAUUAAAGGUAUGGACCACCUCGCCCAACUCCAUAUGUAUCUAAAUGUAUUCCAACUAGAACUGGACAUGGUAGUGCACACUUACCUAGCACUCACGAAGCUGACAGUUUAAGACCAGUGUCAGCUACAGGAUGAGACUGUCUCAACAAAACAGGAAAUUAAUCCUUCCCCUCCCCUGAAAAAGAAAGAAUUCCAAUAAAUUAAAUGUCUAAGUACAUUACAGGAUUUGAAGUAUGUCAGAAUUCCAAGGGUUUGCUUUCAAAAGUGAUGAUAGAAAUGUGUUUUUUAUCAAAAAAAAAAAAAGACUUGAACUGUGCUCUUUUCGUUUGUUUUUGAGACAGGCUGUGUCACUCAGGCUGACCUCCUCAGGCCUCUGAGUGCCAAGCUUAUGUGUGCACCUGGCUCGUUUUUAACUCUUAAAUUCUUGAGUGUGCUUUACAGUAGUCCUCAGCCAUGUGAGCCAUGGAAGAUGCUGUGUAACAGCACAGCCCAGUGCUGUUCACUUCUUGUUUCUUCUUAAGAAUGUGAGUUCCAGGUGUCCCCUUUAUCAGCAUCACCUGGGAGUGAGUUAAUACAGGUAAUAGUUCACAGAGGAGUGAUAGUGAGUUACACAAAAUGUAGGCUCAGGAAAACACCUGACAUUCUGAAAGCCGGCAAGUACUGACUUAGGAGCACUGUCAGUUGGAUAGGGAAAAGAUGUGUUUUACCUUUGCCCACUACGAGGUUGCUGAAAGAAUACAAUGGUAGAUAUUUAACAGGGAAAUGUGUUGAAUUUAUUGUUUGCUGAAGUUCCAGAUGACAGAGUGCUUGUUACCUCUAUGAAAUCAAAAAUACUUGAGUUUGAAUUUGUCAUUUUUAUCAAAAUAACUUAUUGCCAUAUUAAAUCAAGUUAACUAAAUAUGUAUACCUUAUUUUCUUCCCCCAAUAGCUUUGAGGGCUGUGUAGGGAUUUAUACUUUAUCAAACUGUUUUACAUUGUCUGUUGGUCUUUGCCCAAAUAACUUUCGUCACUGACGUUUUAGCACUUGUAAGGUGGGAGCCCAGGAUUAAUGAGGUGACUAGACACUUUGAAAUAUCCAAGUGCCAUUGAAAUUUAGGAGGAAAGGGGAGUGAACCCUCAGUUUAUAGUUUCAGAUUUCUAUGUGUGUGAUAAGUGUAGUAAUGUCACACUUUAUCUCCCUGUGCAGAAAGGUACAGGAGCAUACAAAGUAUAUAUGACACCAAGUAUAUACAUAUAUUCCACUCCUGUCCUUAAAUUAUUUAUGCCAAGGAUUUCAUAAUGAAUUUUCAAAUAUUUAGAACAUGCAGCAAGUUAAAGAGUGAUUUGUUGCUAAUGAAGGUAAGACUGAAUUCUUCCUGAAGUCUGAUUUCUAGAAGUUUUAACCUUAAAGGGUUUCUAACUGUUAUAUUCUCUAACCACAUAAGAAGACUGAAAAUUGUAAGCUCUGCCCUCAGAUUACAUAACUUCAGUCAACCAGUUGACUUAUGUUUAACUUCCAGCGGGGGGUAGCAUUACAUAUUGCAGGAGUAUGGAAAUGAAAAUGGCUAGUUGUGAAGCUCCCAUUUUAUUUUCCAAGUAAUGUAAUAUGUUGGGUAAGCUUUGGGCAGGAAGAAAGCCAGCUGCAGGCCACUUAAUGACAGGAACGGUGAGAAAACUUGAGGGUUUUGUCUUACUAAUGCUCCCCACAGCAUGUUGUAGCCUCCACUGGAUUAGGUAUUCCCUGGUUUGCCUGGUCUUUGUUUCCUAGGUUCCUCCAGGGAUCCACUGACACUUUCACUCCUUCCAGCCCGAUGCUUUCAGGGUCUGAGUGGGAUUUUGAACUCUUCCUGAAAGUCUGUGUGAGUGACUCAGGAGCUCCCCUCCUCCUCAUAAGAACACCUAGGAAAGCCAUGACUGUGACAGCACUUAGCUGCAUCUGCCAUACAUGCAUGCACCCAUCACUCCGUGGUUAUGAGGCCUGGAAAUGGAAUUGGGGGAUGGGGUUUGGUUCUGUUUCUUUUCAGUGACUGAAUUAAGAGUGAUUUAAUUUCAAAAGCAGCAAAGAAGAACAUCUGUAGCUUUCGUAUAGCAGAAGGUAACAAACACUUGCAAUAUAUGGCGAGGUUAUUGCUCUUAAUGUAUGGAUUCAUUCUGGGUAAGGCAAACACAAAUCGGCAAAAAGAAAGCAUGGGGCCUGGAUUAGAUCUCUGAUAGAGUCUUGGGUUGAUCUCUAGUACCCCAAAUAAUUAAAAAGUGAAAAAUGGCUAGUUAGUAUGGAAAGACCUUGGGUGAUUAAAAAAAAAAAUCUAAAUAAAACUUCGGAUGCUAAUCAUUACCUUUCAGUAAUUAAAAGCAAAUCUUGACAUGACAGUGAGAAGUAAGUCUUGCUGUUCUUGGUGGGUGGAAUAUGGGUCCGUGCUUCAGUUUUUUAGAGAGUUAAGGUGGCAGUAUCCAGAAAACCCUGAAAUGAAGUGUUAGCUGUGAUCCAUGACACUUGUAAUGGAGUAAGCAGACUUUCCUGUUUAUUUAAGUCUUAAGGGUUUGGGGUGUUGGGAUUUUUGUUUUCAUUUUGUUGUCAUUUUUUUUUCCUUGUUUUGGAAAUAAUGGAAAGUAAAAAAAACAUUGAACAACA
Messenger RNA from Peromyscus californicus insignis, 4426 nucleotides. RefSeq names its product autophagy related 12 (gene Atg12). Gene Ontology annotation, cellular component: phagophore assembly site membrane; Atg12-Atg5-Atg16 complex; cytoplasm. The coding region runs from base 38 to 463 and encodes 141 amino acids. Lineage: Eukaryota; Metazoa; Chordata; Mammalia; Rodentia; Cricetidae. Gene Ontology annotation, biological process: C-terminal protein lipidation; autophagy of mitochondrion; autophagosome assembly. The record is from RefSeq and is a predicted model, not a curated record. The transcript has 4 exons.